This is a messenger RNA of Theobroma umbraticum, 2416 nucleotides long. Its product is annotated as fanconi anemia group F protein (FANCF). Gene Ontology annotation, biological process: interstrand cross-link repair. Gene Ontology annotation, cellular component: Fanconi anaemia nuclear complex. The record is from RefSeq and is a predicted model, not a curated record. NCBI's taxonomy places the organism in Eukaryota, Viridiplantae, Streptophyta, Magnoliopsida, Malvales, Malvaceae.
CCUUGUGAGAGUUGAUUAGUUGGCGCGGGAAAACUGAAAAACGCCAACUCAGAACGUUGCCGGUCUUCUCUCCAGAGUGCCGGAGUCGCGACCUUCUUUCUUCUGUUCUAUUUUUCUCUCUUUUUCUUCCAUGAAGACUCCAUUGCCCGUGUAUAAACACUUAACCAGUUGCGACCCAAACCGAGCUUGGCUUCAAACCUCUUCCCAAUUUGGUGUAUCGUUUCCGAAUCGGCAUAGUUGAGAGCAGAAAUCAUGGAAGAAAACCAAAGAAAAAGAAAAAACAGAAUGGGAUGGAAUUACCCAGACAUAUCGUUGGAAGAAAUGAUGAAACUGAUAAAAGGGUUUGUAGAUAUACUUAUUUUAGCAUCUGGGUAUCAAUCAUCUGGUCUUCUUGCCCACUGGGACUCCGACAACAUCAAGCGAGCCUUUCAAUGGGCUCUCUUCUUUGAAAACGUUUUUAGGCGUUUGAGCAGCUUGGAUGUUUACCGAGAGUCUUUAGAGGAACUUGAUGCAGCGCUAUUCGAAAUGGCAUCCCAUCCUUCCUUCCCUCAGGGUCUUGCACAUUUAUCAUCCGCUACUCUUAGAAGGGCAAGAUGUUAUAUGUUGGAACACUUACUUCGUAAUUUACCAUUGAGGGAUUCACAUCUUAAAGCAGUCUUGACAGCAACUAUCGAGAUGGACCUUAGUGCACUUUCAGAGACAGAACAUGACUGUCUCAAUGCGUAUUUGAAUAAGUUGACACUGCAAAAUAGACUCUGUACGGGGGAUUUGAUUACUUCAUCUCUAGAUGUAACUCCAACCGUGGAAACUGAAGACUCUGGCAGUGAUAAUUUUACUAAACUUGCUGUUCAGGAACUCUUCAGGAGGCAAUCUUCAGUGUCAUGCAUAUCAACUAUUGAGGAAGGAUUGGAUAUUCUUUCAAAAGCUGUAAGACAGAGCAGCUGGACUGAAUCUGACUGUAGCUUAUUUAGAGAAAAAAUGAAGCAUGAAAGUCUUCCAGCUUUACUGCAGAGUGCAGAUGCAUCAGUUGCUGUGUUCACAUGGAACCAGUGGAAGUCAAGGGCUUUGUCAUAUUUUCUUGAUAAGAGAACUAUUAGAUUGGUUUCUGGUGCCAGUUUAAUAUUUUCAGGCACUGAGGUACAAUGGGGGAAAGUGUUUGGACAGCUGAACUUUUCUGAAAAAGAUAGCAACUGUGAUAUACAUGAGGCAAUUGAGCUUUUAUUACUUGGAUGCAUUGCAAGCAGAUGGAAUUACAUAAUUGAACACUUAACUUCAGUAUCUUAUGAUUCUGUUACCAUCUCAAAGCAAUGUCACAUGCUUGCUAACUCAGACUUUGGAAAAUCUCAAAGUUUUCAUCAAAAAGAGGAUAUAAUGAAAUCAAAGGAAGCUGGCAUUCUCGAUUUUCUGAUGGGACUCUUGGGUGGUCAAGUUCAUCUGUUGUGGAAAUCAUCCGCUGCCCUUGCAGCAAUUUCACUUCCAUCCUGGUCACCCUUAUUUAGACUUUACCUGAGUGAAAUAGAGACUCAAUUCAAAGGAAAUCCUUCCGCCAUGAGAUGCUGCAGUUGUAUUCAAGAUUGGAAUGAGCAUAAAGACUGUGAGUAUAUUCAGUUCUCAAUCUUCAUAUUCUUUUCAUGGAUGCUUUUAUACAGCAUCACGAUGUGCAAUGUAAAUUUUAUGUGCCUUGCUGAAACUAUAUACCAAAUGCCACAAGGUUUAACUAGCUAUUAGGCGGGUGGCCUUAUGAUCUUGUUCAAAGCAGACCUUGAGCAAUUAAUUUGUUGAAGUACAAGCCUAAAACUUAGAGGGUUACUUUUCUGCAUAUGCAUGGUACUUAUGCAAUUUCGUCAUUUUUGUCAGUCAACUCUCAUUGUCAACAAUUAUGAUAUCCCAAGCUGUUUAUAAUUGCUUUACUUGUUCCCUGCAGGUGAAAAUUAAGAAAUAAGUAAUUAAGGUUCUUGUUUAAUAGUUAGGUAGCUUUCACAGAAGCAGUUAUUGACUGUAUUUAUGAUUAAAGCAAGGCCAGUGUUUGCUACUCGAAUGCACAUUGCCUAGCUGUUGGCAUAAGGUGGCCUGUGCUUAUGGAGAUCUCUUGAACAAAUUAUAGUACCAAUGGCAUACCAAAACUUGAAUCAUGUUUAUGUGAUGAAAGCCACAAGUAUAACAUCGGCAAGUGACAUAGGUCCGUUAGCUACAUGAAGAGUGAAAUCCUGGAUGCAAACAAACCUUACAUCCAGUGUAUGGGUAAUCAACAUAAGGACAACAGGAACUUACUCAUUAUCAUUUCCAGCUAUCUGUUUCUUCUUUAUUGGAUAUUCUCUGCUUUAUGCCAACUGAAAUAGAUCACUCUAAUCUUUGUUUUUUUUUUUUUUGAAAGGCACUCUAAUCUUUUUUUGGAUAUUGGACAUCAAAUACAUGA